This is a messenger RNA of Strongylus vulgaris, 240 nucleotides long. The record is from the annotation of a GenBank genome assembly. Lineage: Eukaryota; Metazoa; Nematoda; Chromadorea; Rhabditida; Strongylidae.
AUGGCUUUGUCGAUCGAACCUGCUGCAGCUCAGAUGCCGGCCGGUGGUGGCAAAUCAGCGCAUACGCUUGCGAAUGCUGGCGAGUCGAAGCUGAUCUUCAAGGUGAAGUGCUCGAACAACAACGACUACAGAUUGAAGCCUGUAUUUGGUUUUGUCGACGCAUCAGGGAAUUUGCCGCUUGAGAUUACACGAACGGUAAGAGAACGAGUUAUAGAUGAACGAACUAUAAUUACUACUUAG